This is a messenger RNA of Durusdinium trenchii, 688 nucleotides long. NCBI's taxonomy places the organism in Eukaryota, Dinophyceae, Suessiales, Symbiodiniaceae. The record is from the annotation of a GenBank genome assembly.
GGAACUGAGCCAAUUCUGGACAUGAGCCAUUUCUGGAGACGCAAUCCCUGCUAUUUCGAUCAGCAUGCCCUCCUCCUCAGAGUCCAGACCAAGAAGGGUGCGGUCACGUUCCUCAAGACGAAGGUCCCGUUCCGAUCGACGCCGCAGCCCUCCACGGCGCCGGGACAGCCGCGACCGCCGGGACCGCCGGGACAGCCGCGAUCGACGGCCCAGUCCCCGCGAUCGGCGGAGCCGGAGCCGGGAGCGUCCCGAGCGUCCCGCUUCAAGAUCGAGGUCCAGGAAGCGGCCCACCGUCACCCCAGGGGGUGGCAUAGAGACGGUCGAGGUCAAGGUGGUGGAUGCUCGUACGCGCCACAGUGGUGAACAAACCUUUCAAGCGGAAAUCUACUUGGGCCUGGAUGCAGCUGCAGCAGGCCGCCAGCGAACUAUGUGUGUCCGCGGGCCCUGCCGGGUGGACAAAAGCCAAGCACAAGAGGAUGCUGACAAGAUGGAGGAUGCCUCGAGAGACGGCAUGAAAGCGGUCCGGGAAGUGGCUGCAAAGAUGAAGAGGGCACGUAUCUCGACCACACCAGCGUAGUGAGGUGGCCCUGGCCGGUACAUCUACUGCGCAAAGUCAAAGUCCUUUCAGUUGGAGAUCGCUGAUCACCAUGGAUUGUUGGUAUUCUUCCAUUGAGUUGCCUGAUUAGAU